AUAAAAAUGCUAUACAUAGGUAGGUAUAUUAUUCACUAUCAAAUAGUUUGAUGGAAAACAACCAAACACGUGUAGCUCACUAAUGUAGCUCACACGCCCCGUGUCUGCGUCAGCAAAAACAAGUCUAUACUUGUCUAUACUGCCGGCACUCUUUGUAAUAAAAUCGAAGGUAUUCUACUGGAAAACUGCAACGCAAACAUUUUUGUAAGUGUGAAAAAGAUAGUAUGUUAUAAAACAUGGUGUUUUCAAAUUGUCGAUGUUGCAUAUUCAUUAUGUUUUCACAACACGUGGCUACUGCGUAAAGUGCAACGCAAACGUUUGUGUAAGUGUGAAAAAGAUAGCAUGUUAUAAAACAUGAUGUUUUCAAAUUAUCGAUGUUGCAUAUUGAUUAUGUUUCUUUCAUUCUACCACCAGCGUGCGCACGAGCACCUCACUGUUAAGACUCGGACCAUUCUCAAACAAAACUCUACAAAAUGUCACAAUCGAUCCUGAAUGAAUCUAGUCCAUACGGGUUAGGUACGCCGCAUUCAUUCGACCAGCUGCAGUGCGGACAAGUCUGGUUCGACAGCGAUGUUGAAGAGGUGCGGCCACCAAGCCCAGAGAGAACCAUCACUAAAAAGAAAAGUGUUGCGACCAGACAGUCCAGAAAACGGCGGGCGGAGGAUGACUCCACAACCUCUUACGUGAUGAGCAAAUCACCGCGACCAGGACAUCGGCUCGUGAGAAUUGAGGUUGUGGAUCUGAACAGCAGCACUAGUGACAGUGAGUGUGUGGUGCUAAAAGCACAGUACGUUGUGACGCAUCCGGUAGAUGAAAUAAUAGACAUGACGGAAAACCUCGUGAAAAAAAUAACAAAGACUAUGUGUAGCUCUUAAGUAAUUUUAGGUUUAGUUUAGUAUGUAAACUAUAUUUUUGUAUAGAUGUAGGUAUAUUAAAAUGAAUA
This is a messenger RNA of Plutella xylostella (diamondback moth), 943 nucleotides long. The record is from RefSeq and is a predicted model, not a curated record. Lineage: Eukaryota; Metazoa; Arthropoda; Insecta; Lepidoptera; Plutellidae.